This is a messenger RNA of Corythoichthys intestinalis (scribbled pipefish), 7255 nucleotides long. Its product is annotated as GTPase IMAP family member 8-like. The transcript is spliced from 5 exons. Gene Ontology annotation, molecular function: GTP binding. The coding region runs from base 26 to 1387 and encodes 453 amino acids. The record is from RefSeq and is a predicted model, not a curated record. Lineage: Eukaryota; Metazoa; Chordata; Actinopteri; Syngnathiformes; Syngnathidae.
CCUGCUACACCAAUUUUUUCCUUACAUGGCAGCAACAAUGAAUGAUAAAAAUCCAUCACGGUAUCAACAACCUUUGACGACUGCUCUUUUUGGAAACGGAAUUAUAUUAAAGAAUUUCAUCGGAAAAUUGAUCCUUGCAAAUGAAGAUGUUUUUAAAACAAUGUCAAAUGACUUCAGUGUGGAAGAAAACGAUUCUUUCAAAGUUGUCAACACCCCAAAUUUCUUUGAAGGAUGCUCCACUCCAAACCAGCAGAUAAUUGACUUCAUGGCUUUGUCCUACCCUGGUCCUGAAUUGUUCCUCCUGGCUGUUGAUUCUGAAACCUCAAGCUCUGACGAUGUGGUAGCUCAAAUUCGAAGACUCGAGGAAGUCUUUGGAAACUCAAUCAGACAUCAUUUGAUUGUCAUUUUUAAUAAACAGGAAUUGUACAAUUCACUUCUUUAUCUGAGAGAUAACAACAUUCAGUUAGAAAUGCUCGAUGAAAACCUGGCCAGUGACUGCAAGAAAUGGGGUGCGGAUCGUCAAUCAUUUCUGUUUGACUAUAAAGAUUACAGUCACCGAGUUGUACAGCAAAGAAGGAAAGAACUAAAGAUAAGAAGGUCUUUGGGGGUGGAGACCGAGACAAAAUCAAAACCUACAAAAUGGAACUAUGGGAGAUACAACACAAUUGGUCGGGCAUCACAAUUGACUGCACACAACGUCAGUCAAGGAGAUCUAAUCACCGCACUGAAAUAUCACCCACAUCCAGCAAGAGCUGCAGGUCCUAGAUGGAGGAUGCCCAGUGGACUGGCUGAAAGUGAUUUCAAUAUCAUACUCAUGGGACGCUCUGGAACUGGAAAGAGUGCUUCUGCAAAUACCAUCUUGCAGAUUGUUGAUAGGAAAAAAAAGAUGUCUUUCAAAUCUUAUGCCAGCUCUGUACCGGUCACAACCACAGUUGAGGUGAGAAAUGUGAAGAAUCUGUUUGGAAUGCCUGUGAAUGUGAUCGACACUCCAGACUUCUUCAGAGACACGCUACCUAAUUCUCAGGACGAGCUAGACAAUUGUAAAUCUUACAUUACUGACAAUUGUAUAAUAUUACUCGUAUUUCAGCUCGGUCGCAUUACAGAUCUUGAUAAUGAUUUAAUGGGGAAGCUGGAGAAAAGUUUUGGUCAAAAUAUCAGAGAACACACAAUUGUCCUGAUCACUCAUGGAGAUGACCUAGAAGGAGACCUUGAGGAAUACAUACGACAAAAUCCUCAUCUCUUAGAAAUUGUGUGUAAGUGCUCUGGCCUAUAUCACCUAUUCAACAACAAGUCCAGGGAUCCAAAACAAGUCAAAGAGCUGACCAAAAUGAUUACUCAACUCAAUCAAGCCUACAAUCCAAAGGAGGAUAGGUGUGCUUUUCAAUAGUGUAGUUUGAGAUUAAUUUUAAUCCACAUUGCAGAAAGCUCAACAGUAAAUGCAGAACUGAACAUGGUUUGACUCUAUGUUAUGAAUACUAUUGUUCUUACAGUACAAAAUCAUCCAUCCUUUUUUUCUUUUCUGGGGCUCUAGCCAAUCCUAGUCAAGAGGAUUGAUCCCAGUAUAGUGAUGACGCUUUUUUUUUUCACUGACCCAUUUUAUCAUCUUGCUUGGGUUGUUUUCAUGCGUCAGUUGAAUGUGAAAGACUUUCUUGUCGAUACUUUGAAUAUUUCAUCAUCGAUGGUUAACAUUUUAAUGGGAGUGACAAUAUUGUUGUUCGGAUAAUGUAAAUAAUUGUUCUACCGUAUGUUAAUGAGUGUGAAGUACAAUUAUGGCAGUUUUCUUUUUCUAGUGAUAAGUAUACACUUAAAUAUUCAGGAUGGGGCAAAAAUAUGGACACAGUGAAUAUAUAUACAUUUAAAAAAAAUAAUAAAAUUAAAAAAAAAAGAUAAAAUGUUCAAGUCUAGAACUACUUUUGGCCUAACCUGUGCACCUAUCUAUUUUUUAACUGGUUGUAUGAAUCUAUAUAUUUUGUCAAUGGAGCGUGUACUUUGAAAUAGCUAUAAAUUACUAAAUUUUCAACAGAUUUUCAAACAGGUUAGUUUUUCAUAAACGAAAUAGACGAAGUAAAUGGACAGCAUACUUCAAGGUGCUAUGAAAUACUACAGCGAGUGACUUUAAAAUGAUAGCAGACCAUAAUUUGGUGUAACGAGUACCUUUAAGCCUGAGUUAUGCUACUGCGUUACGGUGAUGGUGAAGCGACUACGGCAGGGGUCCCCAAACCUUUUCCUGUGAGUGCCACAUAACUUUUCCCUUCUACGAUGAGGGGCCGGGUCAGUUUGUAACGGAAAAAGUGUGACGAUUGCAGGAGUGCCUAAAUGUAAAAAUGUAUUGUUUGUCAGAAAGCCACAAUCAAAUAACCCUUUCUGGAUUCUUCACAGAACAAAAGUAAAUAAAAUAAAAAUUAUAAUAUAAUAUAAUAUAAUAUAAUAUAAUAUAAUAUAAUAUAAUAUAAUAUAAUAUAAUAUAAUAUAAUAUAAUAUACAGGGGUGCACAUAAGUGGUCCGCAUGCGCGCAUGCGUACUGGACGUAGACAAACGCGCUAGCCCUCAACUGCUUCCAUACGCUUUUGCGUACCAAUGGCUGACCACUGUAUUUGCGGCGGACACGAGAAAAUAACUUCUCAAAAUGUCGACUAGGCAGGCCCCACUAAGUAAUUAUUUCCGUGUUCCCCAAACCCCGUCAAAAGACAGACAGACGACAGAGACGUCACCAGAGCGACCGAAAAAAAGGACUUUUGCUGAAAAGUGGCUGCAGGAGGUACCGUGGCUAGAAGCAAAUGAUGCUCGCACGGAAAUGCGGUACAAAAUGUGCCGUGAGAAUCCCAAUGUCGCUGAUAAGAGCAGCGCAUUUUAUGUCGGGUCAAAGAAUUUCAGCCAUCCAAACUUUGAAAAGCACGAAAAAAAACAGAGCAUGUGGCAAUUAAGCAAACUAUCGAUGUCAGACAGGACCCCACUCGCCCUAUGGACAAGUGGCGGAAUAAAGGUAAUGAAAAACAGCGCCAUGCACUGACAAAUGUGUUUUUGCUCACAUUUUACAAAGCUAAACAUGCACGUUCAAUGAGGUCUUAUGAGGAGGACAUCCCACUUUUACAAAGGCUUGGAGUUAAUGUGGGAGCCGCAUAAUGCCCUUUAUUUUGAAUUGGUGCUUUUAUGUUUAUUUCUUUACAUUUCAGUUCAAAGUAAUGGCAAUUUUGUUGUGCCAGUUUAUGUUAAUCAAGCAUUAAUUGUUGAUAUAAUUAAUUUAAGUUAAUUAGCUCUAAGUAAAGCUUGUCAUAAUUUUAUCGCAUCAGGCGGGUCGGCUCUCAAGCUCAAUGAGGACCAAGUCACAUCUGCAGGUCCUCCUCUGAGAACCUGGGCAAAAAAAAUAUGUGCACCCCUGAUAAUAUAAUAUAAUAUAAUAUAAUAUAAUAUAAUAUAAUAUAAUAUAAUAUAAUAUAAUAUAAUAUAAUAUAAUAUAAUACUAUCAAUUAAAUAGAUAAUAACCAAAUAACCCUCUCUGGGUUCUUCACAGAAAAAAAGCCAAGAAAUAAAUAACACUAUUGAAAAAAAAAAAAAAAAAAAUGUUCGGAGGGCCAGACCAAAUGUGGAGGCGGGCCGUAUCCCGCAGGCCGUAGUUUGGGGACCCAUGGACUACGGCGUCAAUGAGCAUUCCGUGGCGUUGCUCUGUAAUUCCCCCUCAAGCCACUAGAGGGGUGUGGCGUUGUGUUUGUAGGGUUUUGGGCGACUCUUGACGACUUCUAGUUUUCUUCCGGUUACACUGCAAUACUAAAACGCUACCGGAGAUAAAACGUUUGAAUGUGGAUCUUCAGCUCAUCAACGAUGAACAACAAAUGUUGAUCAUACAAAUGUUGAGGCGCAGGCGACGCAGAAGACUGUUUCGGAGGCGGUCUGUCGGACUGUUGAUGCCGUCACAUUACGGAUUCUAGCCUUGGGUGGAAGACAGCAAGCUGUGGCGGCUAGCUUCAAACUGGCGUCGAGCACUGUGUCCAGCGUUUUGUCCGAGGUCUGUAAAGAAUAGUGGACAGGCCUCCAGCCCGUGUCCUCCAACCAGCCAGUGGGAAGCAAUAGCAGAUUUCUGGCGGCUACGGAACUUCCCAAACUGCGUUGUAAGCCUUGAUGGUAAACACAUUGUCAUAAAAGCACCGAGACACUCUCAGUGGUAAUGUAUCAAGUGUGUGAUUUGUCUAGUUGAAAAUUAAACAUCAAAACAACUCUUUUGACACCAAACGUGUUUUAUUCUUCAUAUACUUGAAGUGUGACUCGUAAAUAAGUCACAGACUAACAGCAAACAUAUGUACACAAUAAAUAAUGAAGUGCACCAACCAAAAAUACGACAUAAAGUGAUAAAAAGCUGGCAGUUUUUGGCCGACUGGGUCACCGCUUCGUGUGCCCAUUCGAUUCCGAACACACACAUACUUGUCGCGGUGGUUCGUCCAUUUUUUUAUUCGAUCGCUGGCUGACCUCCAGCCCCUUAUUUUCAGCAAUCUCCUCCCACGAAUUGCUUACCAUUUGGCAAUCUUCAUAAUGUCUUGACGAGACAUUGUAGAAGUUGUCGUACUUGCUCUUGUUGAUACUCUCGUCCAUUUUGGUCCAUUUUUGCGUGUAGCAAAAUAAUGUUUGACAAUGGCGAUGAUUUUGCGCUGAACCGGAAACAGUCUGAGCCGACCAAUCACAGUCCAUUUCUACCACGUCACACGCAUUGACGCGACGCGAGUCAGAAAAUUAUGAAGGAACAAGAGAGGCUACAGCGGCGGGUCGUAAAUCGGGUUUUCCUUGACGGUGAGGUCUGCCAGGGAAGCAAAACUCGGCCUUAAAGGGUAUUAUAAUACUAAGGGGCUGUGAGAUAUCAAUAGAACCGUUAUGUGGCAAGAUAACAAAUAUUAAUUAAGUUAAUGAAAAAAUAAAUCACAUUCAUGAGCAAUUAUCGAAAAUAGAUAAAAAAUAAUUAACAUUUCUGAAAGUAUUCCGGAAACAGCCGAAUGGGGCGGAGACGUCACAACAAGGAAACAAAAGGUCAAGGCAGGUGCCAUCGUUGUUUAUCGACGAGAGGGUUGCGUUCGUGUUUUAUCAAAAAAUCGCUAAAAUGGUUCAAACCUGUCGUGCUAUGUGGCGUAAAUAGCCUUUUGUCGCAAUGUAGUCCCCAUGAGUUCCCGAACGUGAGAAAAAGACUGGACUACGCAGACAAUGAGUAAAGUUCGUCCGUGCUAAGAGGGCUAAUUUUGCAGACCGGGCCUCCAGCAAGGUUUUGUAUGGUGCGCAUUUUACACCUGAAAGCUAUUCGAACUAUGGACAAAUGAAAUCAGGUUUUGCUAAGAAAUUGCUGCUGAAAGCAGGUGCGGUGCCCACCAUAACGCGCAGCCACCUAAAUGUCCCGAGAUAUCAAGAAAGAGGACGAUGACUGGCUCUGAUGAGACCACCCCACCACCCCAGACAAACCAAAAGAGCGGAGCAGCCAAGCUCGAAAUGGCCAGAGUGAGUAUUCUUUUAGAAUAAAAACAUCACGCAUUGGAUAUAGGACUGGACACAUAUAUAAAUUAUCGUUCGUAAAAUAUAUAGAACAAAUCCUCUAAUCCCAUUCAUAUUUGUGUCUGUUGGCAGAGCGAAAACCUAUGAUAGCACAAUAAAUGAUAAUUAUUCUAUACAUUACUUUAUUUUGCGGUCACGGUGUAUCAGCUUCACAAAAAGAAAUGCAAAACAAACCAUUCGGUGUUUCCCAUACGAUCUGUUGCCGGUGUUUCAUCAGUGUGAUUGCUCCCCUCAAUGAUCCUUUCAUUAGGUUACAUUGGCUUUCGUUUGGCCUCAAAUUGAUAACCCAAAACACCAAAGAAAGGUUCAUAACUCUCCUCGUCACCAUUACAAGAACGUUCGUUACGUUGGAUUCGUCGCUGCAACUAGAAACAAAAUUGUCCGCCAUCAUCGCCGCCAUUCAGGGGUGGACUGGUAAUCUGUGGGUUCUGGAGGAUCACAGAACGGCCGGUGCCCUGGGCGGCCGGCGGCCGCCAUUCAUUAUACAUCACUGUUUUUAUCCCCCCAGCCUGUCAUUAUCUACAGUUCGCAUCCAAUCCGACUGGUGGCAGCAAUGCGCCUGGCUGUUCAUCGCCAGUCUGAUAGAAGAACGAAGAAAACACAAGUACCCUUCAUUGGUUCUUUGUAGAAGGAAACUAGCGACGAGCGUUAAUGCACAAUAUGGAUGGUGGUGGCAAAAAAAAAAGAAAAAAAAGAGAGAAGGGUGGCGCGGAGAAGGUUAGGGAGAAAAAAAAUUAAAGAAACUGGAGAGCGAAGCAUUAAAAUGUCAUAAGUUGACAAAUAUUUUCGCAAGCAGCAGUCUGGCUGCAACGGCCACGGGUAACAGCAGCCUAGCCCCCGGCAAUGGUGAGAGGGGUAGCGGGAGCCGCUCUGACGUGCAGCCGGUGCAGGGAGAGAGAAAAGAGGGAGUGUGUCACGAUAAGCUGGUGGAAGUUCCCCAGACAAGCGCAGGGCAAGUAAAAAGGGAUGAAGAGGGUCACUUGCUCGGUAUACCGGCAAUUGUUAUCCACCAGGUAGCUACAUUUUAAAUGAAAUAAAUGACAAUUAAAGGGUUAGUGCCAGCGAGUCCGUUUGUAAUCGUGUCAAGUUACAGUAUGCUAGUCCUAUUAUCACUCUCCGAAAGAAAAAUGUUUUAGCUGUAAAACAACGUAUGCACACGCAGCAGCAAUAUUAAUUCAUAAGAAAUAUAACAAAAUAUUAAUAAAAUGAAUGGUUUUACUUUAAAGUUUAGUCAGUUGGUAUAUUUUUUUAAUCAUGUAUAUAUCGUUUAGUUUUCUGGUUAAUACAUUCCAAUGAAGGUAAUGUAUCCAGGAUUUGUCUUGAAAUGUUUAUUGUAUUUUCAUUGAAAUUUAUUAUUUGUAUGGCAAGAUUAAUUAUGGCAGGGGUCUCCAAACCGGUCCUCAAGGGCCGCUGUGGGGCCUGGUUUUUGUUUCAACCGAUCGAGUACCGACAGUUUAACCAAUGAAGUUUCUGCUAAAACAAGCAGCACCUGACUGCAAUGACCUGAUUGCACUUGUAAAACACCAGAUUGGUGCAUAGGUGUUGUCUUGUUUUGUUGGAAUGAAAUCCUGCGCCCGCUGCGGCCCUAUGUGGAAUAGUUUGGAGACCACUGAAUUAUGGCAUGAACAAUGAAAUCAUUUUAUAGACAGAGAUAUAUAGAGAUAUAUUAUAAUAAAUUAGAUACAUAAAACUUGAAAAAUAAAUUCUUUCAUUUGUUUUUUCAGGUUGA